Molecule: messenger RNA, 1388 nt
Organism: Eucalyptus grandis
Lineage: Eukaryota; Viridiplantae; Streptophyta; Magnoliopsida; Myrtales; Myrtaceae
Product: trihelix transcription factor ASIL2-like
Cellular component (GO): nucleus
Molecular function (GO): transcription cis-regulatory region binding
Source: RefSeq, a predicted model, not a curated record
AUGGAAGACGACGACGAGAUCCGCUCCCCGCCGACCCCCGGCCCGCCGAGCGCGUCGUCCUCCCCGUCCCCGCCGCGCGCCGCCAACGGCCGCAUAACGGUGACGGUCCCCCGGCCGGCGCCGGCGGCGGGGCGGCGGGGAGGGGGCCGCGAGGACUGCUGGAGCGAGGGCGCGACGGCGGUGCUGAUCGAAGCCUGGGGAGAGCGGUAUCUGGAGCUGACGGGGAAUCUGAAGCAGAAGCACUGGAAGGAAGUCGCCGACGUGGUGAGGCAGGAAAACUACGCGAAGCCGCCGAAGAGCGACAUCCAGUGCAAGAACAGGAUCGACACGGUGAAGAAGAAGUACAAGCUCGAGAAGGCGAAGAUCGGCGCCGGCGCCGGCCCGAGCAAGUGGAGGUUCUUCGACAGAUUGGAGCAGCUGAUCGGGCCGUCCGCGAAGUACACCUCCCCGGCGGCCGCCGCGGCGGCGACUCCGAGUCCCGUGCGGACGCUGAAAGAUGUCCCCGUAGGUAUCCCGGUCGGAAUCAGGUCGUCGGUCGGUAGUCAAAACAAGGACCAGCGAUCGUCGCAAACGCAGCAACAGCACAAGCAAGGGCAGCAGCAGCCGCGAGGCGGGCAGAAGAUGCAGAUCCGGAAGCGGCGGCCGGCGGAGUCGGAGUCGGAGCCGGAGCCGGGGUUCUCCGACAACGACGGCUCCUCCACCGACAGCCUGCCGCCGGAGAUUCGCCGCCCCAAGAGGUCGAAUCCCGGGCGAGACGUGAACCUGAACGAGACCGGAGCGAGGCGGCCGCCGAAGCCGAAGGCGGGGAGCGGACUGGGGAGCUCCAUCGGGGACCUGACCCGCGCGAUCGCCAGCUUCGGGGAGGUGUACGAGCAGACGGAGAGCGCCAAGCUGCAGCAGGUGGUGGAGAUGGAGAAGCAGAGGAUGAGGUUCGCCAAGGAGCUGGAGCUGCAGAGGAUGCAGUUCUUCAUGACGACCCAGGUGGAGAUCUCCCAGAUCAGGCCCCAUUCCGGGAAGAAGGUCGGGGACGGCGGCAAAGGCGGAGGCGGCAGCGGCGGCGGCGGCGGCGGAGGGAGCAGUGGGAAUCACCAGCAUAGGGACGACGACGACGACGACAAGGCCGACAACAGCGAGGAUAGUAACUAGGAUUUUUUUCCGACUGUAAGUGUUAGAAAUUUAUGUAGAGUUUCUAGGAAACUAUGAUUCAUAUGGGUGAAGAAGAAGACUUUAGAAGUUGAGGUUGUGUUUCUGAGGGGAGUUGUUAUUGUUUGCUCUGUAUCUCGAAUUGGGGCUUCUGUCAAGUGUUAUAAUCCAAGGCAAAAUGGCCAAAUCCCCUCCAAUUAGAACUAUCUAAAUUUCUGGGUAUGUGCCAGUUCUUGGCUUUUUCA